Sporisorium graminicola is the source of this 510-nucleotide messenger RNA. RefSeq lists its product as uncharacterized. The transcript has 2 exons. The record is from RefSeq and is a predicted model, not a curated record. The coding region runs from base 1 to 510 and encodes 169 amino acids. Gene Ontology annotation, cellular component: L-cysteine desulfurase complex; mitochondrion. Lineage: Eukaryota; Fungi; Basidiomycota; Ustilaginomycetes; Ustilaginales; Ustilaginaceae. Gene Ontology annotation, biological process: iron-sulfur cluster assembly.
AUGUCGGUCGCCGCUCCGUCAAAAUCGCAGAUCCUGAAUCUGUACCGCAGAUACUUGAGGACAUCGCAGUCUUUCUCCUCGUACAAUUUCCGCACAUACUUCUUGAGGCGUUCGCGCGACAUGUUCCGUGCGACGCUCCUGCCCACCGAACAAGCAGCUCAGUCGUCACCCUUCUCUAAGCAAGGGUCUACCACGGUCAAGGUCUCUCCGUCUACACUUCUCUCUCCAGAACCUCUCGGUAAGCCCGACGGUGCGGAUGAAUCCAUUUCGGCAGCCUCGCUCACAGAUCAAGAAAGGCUCUCUAAGUUCUACCAGACCGCUCUCGAGGAUCUCAAGGUGCUCCAGAGGUCAGCACUCAUGAAUCGCCUGUACGAGGGCGAGAAGCUCGUUGUAGAGAAACCGAGACUCAUUGUUGGCGGCGGAGGAGCAGGUCAGGAAGCCUCGGUUGGUGGUGGAGGUCAGCCAACAUCCGGUCCACAGAGCUCGGGUGGUGCGCCUCCCAGCUCGUGA